Messenger RNA from Trichoplusia ni (cabbage looper), 4087 nucleotides. RefSeq names its product neogenin-like. The record is from RefSeq and is a predicted model, not a curated record. Lineage: Eukaryota; Metazoa; Arthropoda; Insecta; Lepidoptera; Noctuidae. Gene Ontology annotation, biological process: cell-cell adhesion; axon guidance. Gene Ontology annotation, molecular function: protein binding. The coding region runs from base 374 to 3556 and encodes 1060 amino acids. Gene Ontology annotation, cellular component: axon; plasma membrane. The transcript is spliced from 24 exons.
CAACAUUUUUAAACUUCCUAAACUUUACAGCGUCUCUUUCAGUGGCCGCUAACGUUUGAAGUGUAUACAAUGCGUGCCGCGUACGCGAGCACUAACAAGUAUUGCGCCCCCAGCCGUCAAUGUACUUCGUGACAUAGUUUAGAUGCAGCGCGCGUGCUUCAAAGCGGAAGUAUAAUGCCAUUAUCGAUUUGCUUAUGACAGAAAAUGCGUUGAAUGGACAAGGUUCUGGCGGAGAGGCGGGGCGAGGGGCGCGGGCCGCGGCCGUGCAGAGCGGAGCGAGCGUCAGUGUGCCGGAGGCAGCGGGCUGCGCCGUACGUGUCCACGCAGCCCGCUAAUCGAAAAUUCCGAGUGUUGUGCAAAUGCUUGUGUUUUUAUGGCGGUCACAUUACUACGAGUGUUGGUGCUGGGUGUGAUCGCGGCGGCCGCCGACGAUGUACCAAUAACGUGGUGGUCGUCGCCGCGCGCGUCGCUGGCGUGCGCGGUGCCCGAGGCGGAGCAGGUGGUGGCGCGCCGCCCCCCGCCGCCGCUCGACGCGGACGACAGGCCCAGACCGAAGCCCUACCAGUGGUGGAAGGGAGGAGAUGAGCUGAAGAGAGUUUUAAGUAACGGCACCCUCGAGGUGUCGAGGAAGAAGGAUGGCAGCAGCGAGGGCGUGUACCAGUGCGCGGUGCGCCACCACGCCGGCCUCGUGCUCGGCUAUCCGGUGCACUUGAAGUUUGCAACAUUAGAUAAGCAGUUCUCGGUGCAUCCCGAGAAUGCGACGGCGCGGCGCGGCCAGCCGUUCGUCCUGAAUUGUCGCAUCAAUUCGGGGCCAGCCGCCGUCAUCUCUUGGCAGAGAAAUGGCAAACCCUUGCCUGAGAAUAGCAGGUAUUAUUCGCUGAAGAAUCAACUACUUAUCACGGACGUGACACGUGAAGAUGCAGGACUUUACAGAUGCAAAGCAACAAAUACUCACGCGAAUAGGACGCGUGUCAGCCACGAAGGCAGGCUGGUGGUGGAGGAGAACUCCUCGGAGCUGGAGGCUGGUUUCUUGCCGGUGCAGCAGGAUGAGGCGCUGGCGGUGCCCAAGGGAGGCACUUUGGUGCUACCCUGCCCCGUCACCGGAGUGCCUAGACCUAGGUUAAUAUGGAAGUUCACUCAACCUGGGCAGAGAACCAGUGAGUUGGAACACGUAGACGAAGUACUGACUCUACGCUGGGCAGACCUGGACCAAGAGGGAGUCUACGAAUGCGCUGUCGAGGGGAACAGCGACCUGGCUAAGACCUUCAACGUGACGAUAACAGAGCCUGUCAUCAUCACAGUUCCUCCUACAUCAAAGCAGACCUUCAGAGCCAGUACCGUCAGGUUCAACUGCACCGCCGUCGGCAGGCCGCCGCCCACCAUCACCUGGUACAAGGAUGGCCAGAAACUGGGAUUGACUGGACGGAUCGUAGUAUUACCAUCAGCAGAUGGGAAGCGUAUGGAACUUCUCAUCAGGAGCGUGACGUCGGAAGAUGAAGGUAUAUACCAGUGCUUCGCGCAGAGCGGGUCGUCCGUGGUGUCGUCGUGGGCGUCGCUGGAGGUGGGCGGCGCGGGCGCGGCGGCCCCGCGCGGCGUGCGCUGCGGCCCGGCUGGCGCCACCGCCGUCAACGUGCGCUGGCCCAAGCUCAACGCGGAUGUCUUCGCGUACACUGUGCAGAUUACUAUGCCAGAUGGAAACUCGUUACCGGGGCAACCUGUGAUUGGCGUCGAGGAUGAAAUAGAAGUGGCUGAAGCACUCACACCCUACAGGUUCCAGGUCCGUGCUUACAUCAAGUCUUCAACAAAGAAUAUUGCAAGCGAUAUGUCAGAGAGCGUUACUUGCCAAGGACAGGGAGUUCCAAUAAAACUGAUGCAUGUGGGAGACGAUGUCAUGGUGAUCUGGAAGCAGUUCGCUGACCAGAACCCUGGCGUGCUGCAGUGGAUCCUGCAGUACAAGGCCGAGAAUAACACUGAGGAGCACAAUGUCACUCUAGAUGGAAGUGUCUACAAUUAUACUAUUGAAGUGCCGACCCCAGAACCACUGCAAGUCCGAGUCCUGGGCACCAAGAAGCUGCCGUGGCUCCAGCAGAACCUGACGCUGGUACCGUGGUUCUCCACCAGCGGCGCUAGCCACGAACUGGAUGGUAAGGUAACAGUUGUCCCUGAAGACGUGGAGGUGGUGGAUGUGGGGCCGCGCCACUUCACGGUGCGCUGGCGCUGCGACGAGGUCGCCAACCUGCGCGAGAUAUACACCUACAUGGUCUGCACCAGGAAGGUCAACGGGAACGAGGAGUGUGUUGAAAGCUACUCUAAUUCAAUUCGUGUCGAGAAUCUGUCUCCGAGCAGCGAGUACGUGGUUCGAGUUCAGGUUCGAGUGCCGGACAGGGGUGCUGUGGGAGAGUUCUCUAAAGCAAUACAAAUCAGCACGGAACCUGAAGGAUCCCAACGCUUCAAGGACUUAACCUACAAGUUGAUAAACGCGACUACCAUCCGUGUGUCCUGGAACAGCGUGCCUGACAAGUACACCGUCCACUACAGCAACGAACUGAAGCUGCCCAUCAACCAGUGGCCCUGUGUCGAGACCAAUGGGAAUACUGUGCUGAUCACUGGCGUGGAUUUGUCGAGCGUGUUGUACGUGAUGAUAACUGGAUACGAGCCGGUGGGGCACAGCUCCAUCUUAAACAUCCCAGUACAAAUGCCUGAUUAUCCAUCCCGUGCAGAAGCCAAGGAGUUGUCGUACGAGUUCAGUCGCGCGGGCGUGGAGGUGCGCUGGCGCGGCGCGGGCGCGCGCGUGCUGCGCUACUCGCAGAACCUCACCACGCCGCUCGAGCGCUGGACCAGCAUCAACGUCACUACCAACAGCUUCCUUCUGACGGACCUGGACCCCUCGCAGCCAACGUACGUGAUGGUGGCGGUGGCGGGCCCCUCCCCACGGAGUCAGGUGCUCACCGUGCCGCCGCGACCGCCCGACCAAUCCUCCUUCUAUCUGACUUUAGGUAUUGCAAUAGGAGUAUUGCUACUGUGUGUGCUAGCAGCUGCUGCGGUUUGCAUUUGGAGGAGAAGAAAACGGACUAGAUCUCCAGUCAGGUCACGACGACGGCACUUAUCAUCCAAUGAUGGCAACGAAGAGGAAGGAGCUGAAAUGAAGAACAUUGGCAACCGGCUGGCCAACGGUGGUGGCUCCAAGGAUGCUGGAGAACCCUUACUGAACGGACACGUUCAUAUCACUGAGAAUCCCAAUCAAACAAAAACACCAAACGGACGCAUGCGCAAAGGGCGCCGCUACGAGCCUACGUUCGACGUAGCGCGCUACGAGGAUCCGGACGCUACGCUGGAGACGGUUCUCGAUCCCGACACGUCCGCCUCUACGACCUUCAAUCUCCUGGACACCUCCCGGAGACCGGAGUACGACGUGUCCAGGUCUUCGCGGGACAUCAGCGCGAACAACUCGUUCAACAAACUCCCGGACGACAACAUGAACUCAGAGCUAACAAGGAGUACCGACUUCCAACUAGACAACAGCAAAAUUCUCCCCACGCUCCAGCCUAACGGUUGAGACCCCGCCCCUCCCGGGCACACAGAACUACACGAGGGGUAGGCGGCCCCUGAAGUCUGGUAUCCCUCGAUACCGAUUUCUCGCGUCAAUUCGAAUGGUGUUGCUAUAUUUAAGUCAAAGAAUUGAGAUUCUGUACAGACAAUCUUUUUUUUACUAGUUGCUCGUUAGACACAGUAAAAUGGAUAUACGAAUAUGAUAAGGAAGGAUAAUACUUAAAAGUGUUUUUAUAGAUAAUAAUGAGGCUUAAAAUAGUCCGAUUAAUACGGGUCUGCGCGAGGAUAGCUUGUCGUGUUACGUUCCUAACGUUAGAAUUUAUUUUUAAUGAUUGUAAGGCUGAUAUUUUUUUUUUUGAUAAACAAUAGUACGGGUAAAUAAUUUAAGUGUUAAAAAUGGAUUCAGGUCGAAAGUAGCAGUUGUCCAAUAGCACGUGAAGUUAUUCUCGCCCCAUCCGGUCUGAUCACCUCCUGAUUGUUACGAUGUAUAUAUAACGUUAUUAUUGCCGUUUACGGCUCGCACUUGUACAUAACGUAG